Molecule: messenger RNA, 1602 nt
Organism: Phycomyces blakesleeanus NRRL 1555(-)
Lineage: Eukaryota; Fungi; Mucoromycota; Mucoromycetes; Mucorales; Phycomycetaceae
Exons: 6
Coding region: 1-1602 (533 amino acids)
Biological process (GO): mitotic DNA replication checkpoint signaling; cell division; DNA replication initiation
Cellular component (GO): nucleus
Molecular function (GO): ATP hydrolysis activity; DNA replication origin binding
Source: RefSeq, a predicted model, not a curated record
AUGUUAAAAAUGACCCGGUUACUGGUCAGGCACUUUUGUGCCAUAGCAUCUGAUCAGCAUCGUGCACCUUCAGACAGCAUCAAUGAUGAAUCAGAUUAUGAAUCCGACCAUUCAGAACACACACCUUCUCCACCAUCCACCCCACGAAAGAAACAAACCUUGGUAGCAGUAACUCCAACACCUAUACGAAACAUUACUAGGGAAUUAGCUCUUGCUCAAGUUGCCUCUCCACACAGAAAUGGUCAAUCAAGUUUCUAUCUUCGUGCUACACCUCGUACUUUAGCAAAUGGCAACAAAUUGUGUCAACAAGCCAAAGCACUUUUCCGGAGAACAGCCAUUCCUUCUCGGUUGGUUGGCCGAGGAAAUGAACGGUCGACUAUGAUGGAUUUUUGGAAUGCUCAUGUUCUAGGAAACAAACCUGGCUGUUUAUAUGUUUCCGGAUCUCCGGGUACAGGAAAAACUGCCAUGCUGACCGAGAUUAUUCGAAUUACAGAAGAUGAGGUCGGGGAACUGCGUACACACCAAGUUAAUGUGGUAAUGGUUAAUUGUAUGAGUGUGGGAGAUCCCAAAGCAAUCUACACCAAGAUUGUAACAGAGCUUAAAGGAUCAGGAUCCAAACCAAAUCCAGACAUGGAUGCAGUGCAAGAAGCAGAAAUGCUGUUGAAUGGCAAGAGCGAAGUUCUAAAUGUAGUAGUCUUGGAUGAGAUCGAUCAUUUGAUUACAAAAGAUCAAGAUGUACUUUAUAAAGUUUUUGAAUGGGCAUCUAUACCGUCCUCUCGUCUCGUUCUCAUUGGCAUUGCCAAUGCCCUAGAUUUGACUGAUCGUAUCUUGCCUAGACUUCGAGCGAAGAAUUGUGAACCACAAUUGCUCAAUUUUAAUCCCUAUAGUGUUUCUGAGAUUACGUCGAUCAUCAAAGAUAGACUUUAUUCACUAGUUGAAAAUGAAGACGAUCCGUUUGGUGCUGCUCCAACACCCAAUGAAAAUACGCCCUUGCCACUCAUACAGUCGGCCGCAGUUGAACUGUGCGCGCGUAAAGUAGCGGCUUCUAUGGGAGACUUGCGAACUGCCUUAGAUGUCUGUCGCCAGGCUAUCGAAAUGGCGGAAAAUGAAUGGAAGAAGAAGACGGCUGCUUUGAUAGCCUCUAAUCCUGAUGCUCCACCAAUUGUAGCCAAAGUUACAAUUGGUCAUGUUAUGAAGGUUCUUCAGAUUGUUUAUGGUAGUCCCAAUGUCCAGAAGCUCAAGCAGCUGAAUCUUCAACAAAAAGUUGUGAUUGGUGUUUUGAUGGUUAUGAAUCGAUCAACAAGCGGGUCAACCAAGAGUCAGAUCACAAUGACAAAGAUCAUAUCUUACUUGCAGUUUCGUGAACAAUAUGGCGUCUUUUGUUCAAAAAGUGGAAGUUCAAUAUCACCAGUAUCGAGAACAGAGCUCAACGAUCUUAUCUCGAUGAUUGAGACUACUGGGAUGAUCACUCUCACAAAUCACAAAGAUGAACGAUUGAGACGCAUUCAACUUUGUGUUACCGAAGACGACAUUAUGCAAAUGAUUCGAAGCGUCAAUGUACUAGACACAUGGAUAGCUGACAUUCUUGAGCAGGAUCCAUAA